Molecule: messenger RNA, 1113 nt
Organism: Glycine soja
Lineage: Eukaryota; Viridiplantae; Streptophyta; Magnoliopsida; Fabales; Fabaceae
Product: protein MAIN-LIKE 1-like
Exons: 5
Coding region: 1-1113 (370 amino acids)
Biological process (GO): meristem maintenance; meristem development
Source: RefSeq, a predicted model, not a curated record
AUGGUUAGGACUAGAGGCUUAGGUCUUGCCUUAGUUAGGAUUAUUGGCAGAGCUUUAGGGAGAGAGGAUUGUCAUGAUUCUAGUGAUGCUCCCCAGCAGCGAAGGCCUACCGCAUCGGCACGUAGGCAACGGGGAGUUGUCCUUGUUGCCGAGGAUGAGCCUGUGCUACCUGCGGACGAGCCUGUGGUACCUGUGACUGACCCUGUGGUAGCUGCCAAUGAGCCUAUGGUAGAUGCAGACGUACAGGACACUGGUGCAAACACUGGUGUAGAGGCUGCUGCAGAUGAGCCUGAGGGCUUUCUAGGUGGACUGCGUGACGCAUCGGUGCUUACCGAGUAUGCUGACCAUGUUGCAGCUAGCGUAUGGAGCGGAGAGGAACGACCUGAAUUGAAGUUAUCCUCCCAUGGGAGGAAGGUGCAGAAAGUAGGUAGGCCUAUUCAUGCAAUUAAGGGGUUAGUUGCUAGCACAAGACUAAGUCAUCUGAUCACGUGUUCAGUAGACACUGGUGAUCAGGAACUUAUAUUCUCGUUUAUGGAGAGGUGGCACAGGGAGACUAGUAGUUUUCAUCUUCCCAUGGGGGAGGUUACCAUCACCCUUGAUGAUGUGGUGUCUCUUCUUCAUCUUCCCGUUGAGAGGCAGCCAGGGCUGAGACAGGACAUUGCCAUGGACCAUACGUAUGCCUAUCUUGGCUACGAGAUAUAUAGUGCAACCCAUGUUCAUGUUGUCUUCUUAGACACUUUGCAAGACCUCAGUCAGACUGGGAGGUAUGCAUGGGGAGCUGCUGCCCUGGUGCAUAUGUAUGAUCACUUGAAUGAUGCUUGUAUCAACAGCAGCCGACAACUUGCUGGUUACGCCACCUUGUUACAGUGUUGGAUAUAUAAGCACUUUCCGUCAGUUGCGGAGUGCAUCGCUGAUCCGGACUACGAUGAGGUGUCUCCACAUGCAUGUCGGUGGAUUUCUAUGAAGAAGACUGUGAAGACCAUAUCUACAAAGACCUACAGGCAGCAUCUGGAUCGACUUAGGAUUCUUGAUGUCUGCUGGAUGCCUUAUGGGGAGCAUCGACUAGUCCGAGAAUUUCAAUUGAUUUCAUGCUUUUUCGGUCAGCUCCGCUGA